AUGAGAGAAGGAGAGAGCGGGAGAGAGCGUUUGAGGGUGAAACACGGUGAAGAAGAUGGCCAUGCCAUCGAAAGAGAUAAGGGGGAGAGUGUGGGAGGGUUUGCAUCAGGUGUGAAGGAGGGAUCAAGUAAGGGCGACCUUAGUUCCAGGGUGACUUCCAAGAUUUCGUUCCGUGACAAGGUUAUUGGUUCUACGGUAGCCACAGGGAUAAAUCGGGCUGAAGCUCUAGAUGAGGAUUCCAUGGCAGUGGUCGCUGGAAAACAAGGAGAUCCUAUGCCUCCAAGAGUUUGCUUCUCCGAAGAGGCUAGGAACAUCUUUUCUGAACCAUACAAGGAAGCAAUUGUGAUUAAGGUUCUUGGAAAAAACUUUAGUUACACGGCCAUGUUUCACAAAUUGAAAGGGGUAUGGAGGAUCACCGGUGGAUAUGAAAUCUUGGAUGUGGGUUUUGGGUACUUCCUUGUUAAAUUUGAUCGCAUGGACGAUCGAGAGAAGGUUUUACUAGGGGGGCCAUGGAUGAUCUUCGGUCACUAUAUUGCGGUCAAGCCAUGGACACCGGAUUUUAAACCUUGUGAGGACACUUUCGGGGAGACUAUGGUUUGGAUUCGAAUCUCUGGUUUGAGCAUAUGGUACUAUCAGGAUAAAGCCAUGAUGAGAAUCGCUUCUGCUGUGGGAAGACCAGUCAAGGUGGAUCUGGCUACUAAGUUGGCGGAAAGGGGAAAAUUUGCUCGGGCUUGCGUGCAAAUUAAUCUUGGUUUGCCGGUGGUCCGGAGUGUGAUUGUCGAUGAGUUUGAAUAUAAGGUGGAGUAUGAAUGCUUACACCAUAUUUGUGACAAGUGCAAUUGUUUCGGGCAUCCAGCAACUGACUGCAGAAUGACCCCAAUAGAUUCGAAAAGGGUGGAUCGAAAGGAAACAUCAGUGACCGAGACGGCGGCCCGGUCGGUGCAGCCACAGGAAGCUUCAAAAGAGAAAAUUUUUGAAUUUGGAUGCAAUCCCAAAGAGUCAGUGAUAGUUGCAGAAAUUGGAGGAUGGCUAAAUAUGGUGCCAAGAGUAACUCUAAUCAUGUUAUUUGGUCUGAACCUAGUGUUGAUCUCCAACAGAUCAUCCGCUCGGAUUUAG
Arachis ipaensis is the source of this 1116-nucleotide messenger RNA. RefSeq lists its product as uncharacterized. NCBI's taxonomy places the organism in Eukaryota, Viridiplantae, Streptophyta, Magnoliopsida, Fabales, Fabaceae. The record is from RefSeq and is a predicted model, not a curated record.